GCCCGACGACUUUAAGCGGGGCCGAGGGCCGUUAUUUAACGGGCGCCUGUCAGUCAGCGUUUUGGGGCUCGUGUGUCGGCUGUUUAACCAGAUACGUUAAAUAAAACUAAACACCACUGUUAUUGAAAGAACAAUUAAUGGAAAAUAAACUUCGCGGCCGUAAGUAAAUGUCAGUAUCACAUCGGGGUAUGAUUUUUUUCCCCCCGACUCCGCGCCGGUUAUUACUAUUUUUUUUACUCUUGCCCAUUCAGCAUAAUUUAUUUAACAUGAAGGACUUAAAACAUUGAAUCGUAAGCCUGACUAAGAUCGCCAAUAGUAUCCAAACGAGUUCAGCUACAUUCAGAGUACAGUCUAAUUAGCUUUUAACCGACGUUUUAAAACAACUUACAGGGCGAUGGCUUUGCAGUGGGGAUGAAUUACUCUGGAAACGAAAACCUCCCUUUUAUAGUACAUUCACUCCCUUUUUUCACAUAGCCCUUGCCAAGCAAAUAACACGUUUUUUGUUUCGUUUCGAUUAUAUUUAAUAGCCUGGUUUUUUUUUUAUCGUCUGCCCGGAGCCACUGAGCAGUGAAGUAUAAUUGCACUGCUUUGUUGUAAUGUUUUCCAGUUUAUAUGUUUUCUUUUCCACAAAGUGUUUGGAAAUAAUGACCUUGACUUGAGGUUUGGGUCUCACAUUUGUUUCUGAGUAAACUAAAGAAUUAAGUACUUUUCGAAAUUCCCUAAAACCAGUAGAGGUAAAUUAAGUUUCCAGUUUUAACUGUCAACUAAUUUGCGCAGACCUACUCAUGAAUAUCCACGGUAUUCAGUUUUGCAUUGAGUUGAAGGUGAUCCAUACUUAAGAAGUUUCUGUUCAGUCAGACAUCAUGGUGUUCAUAUGUGAUUCAUUGAUUACUUUUUAAUCACUAGACAUUGUGAACCUGACUUGACCUGAUACAGACACAUUUAGUUGCAGAGUACUUUAAUAACCUUGACUGAUCAAAUCCCUGGUAAUCGAUUUAUGCUCCCUAAUUUCUAUCUAUUAGGGAUAGGGGGCAGCAUACAGUGUGGAACUUCUGUUCCACCUUAUUAUUUGCCAAUCACACAGAAUGCAGGAGUAACUCUUGCCCUCUUUUUUGUGUGUUGUAAGUGUGCUGGGCUUUGAUUGUAGGCAUCGUUAAAUCAGUUUGUUUGGCCUGAUUAAACAUCUGAGGGGGUGUGUGGCUGCCUCAAUGUAUUUUCCUGUGACAAAUGAGCCUCACUGUGACACCAUUGUCUGGGUAAACCCCACGGGCCGAGGGCUUCUUAAUGGUGAGAGGCUGAUUGUCAUGUCCUGCACUCGAGAAUCCUUCUCUUAUUGGGAACAGGCAUGUGUGACUCUUUCGUCCAUAAUUUUUACAGGAAAAGUUGUUGCAUCUUGUUAUAGAGAAAUUCUGAGUGCCUUCAGAUGAAGGAAUAAAUAUGAAAGUGGAAGUAGUACCCCUAUUAAAUAGUAACAGACAGCCAAGACCUGCUAGAUGUCCAAAACAGACCAAGCUCAGCCCAGUGUUUGAAUUUUUGGGGAAAACCCUAGACAUCCUAUGUCAUGUGGUGGAAGCCUUUCAGUUUAGAAAUGUACGUUCAGAAACUAUGCUUCACUGGCUGAAAUUAUUCAGAGAGAUAUCCCUGAACUAUCUACAAGACUAAGAAGAAAAAAGACACUCUGCUGCCCUUGAAAUCAUAGGUUUGUCCUCAGGCACAGCUUUGCUGGUUAAUGGUCACUUCUGUUUCCUGCUUCCUUUUUCUUUUAGGAAACUGACCAUUCCUUUUCUUGGCAUGUGACUAUGCUUUGUGUCCCGAGUGGAAGAGACACAUCAGUGUUGUUUCAUGUGAAAUGUUUAGCGCAGAAUUUCUGUUUCUGGGACUAUUAAAAUGAUAAAAGGUAUAUUUUUGAAGGAGCAUUUGAAAACAAUGCUUGUUGUAUUCAAGUCUGAAGUUAAAAAUAGCGUUGGUGUGUGUGUUAUGCAUACUGAAUUUACAGCUGAUUUUUAUGCUCAUACUGAAUAGCUUUUGUCUCUACUUGCCUACGUUUUCCCACCUACAGCAGCCAGUGGCCUUAAAGUCCCUCAUGCGUUGCAAAUGACCUGCUUAUCAAAGAUGCCCAGGCUGGCCUGCCAACACAUUCUAGCAUUUUAAAAAAAUCUAGAGCUCUCUUGCCUGGAAUCUUUCUUCCCACCUACAUUCAUGCUGUCUCUCCAGUCAUUUUCAGUGGUGACUGACGAUUCUGUUAGUUCUUUAUUUAUUUUGCAUUCUUUCCAUUGUGUAGUUGUUCCGGGUUUGCAAUGUUUCAUGAUUCUGGGCUUACAUUUUCCACCAGUUUUAGAUAUGGAACUUAACAAUGUCAUUUGAUUUGUGUCCUUUUGGUAGUCAGUUUAUUUAGAUUUUGCAACCAAAAUAGUUAUUCAUAGACAUUCUGAUAUUUAAAAUUUUGGGGUUUUAUAGAUGUGAUCAGAACCUUUAUUAGGUUGUGAUAUCUAUGCUUACUUUUGCAGGAUAACAUGACUGUAAUUGUUUUACUCUGCUGGCAGUAAGCUUGUUGGAUACCAUGUAUUUAUCAAAAAAGGAGAUUAUGUGCUGUGUGGAAGAGAGAGGUGUUUAAAUGAAAAACAGGGUUUCUGUGUGUAGACGGCAGGAGAGUUUCGCUCAUCUCUAUCUCAGACGAGAUGGAAUCACCUGGUUGUUGUUCUUUGAGAGGAGGCAUUUUGAAUCUCUUCUCCAACAUUCCCAGGAAGAGCAGUCCUUCCUCUGGUUCCUCCUGUGCAGGGCUGGAGUUCAGAAGGUCGGGGACUGGCUAGUGGGAAGGAAAUGCAGUUCCACCCUUUUGGACAGAACUCCCUUGGAAGGGUGUGGAGAGAAUGCACGAUGAACAGGUUGAGUGGGGAAAGCAGGAGCUGUCUGUCAGCGAGAUUGAGCAGAAGGUGAAGGAGUAUAACGCUCAGAUCAACAGUAACCUCUUCAUGGCACUGAACAAAGAUGGCUCCUACACUGGCUUCAUCAAGGUCCACUUCAAACUGAUACGACCCGUGUCGGUUCCCCCGCCCCGAAAGAUGGCUGCAUCACAGGAUGGGGGUCGUCGGGGCACGUGUGUGAAGCGGCGCACCUCAUUCUACCUUCCCAAGGACACGGCCAAGCACUUGCAUAUUAGCUCACGCACCCGUGCCCGAGAGGUGAUCGAAGCACUGCUGAACAAGUUUACCGUGGUGGACAACCCCCGCAAGUUUGCCUUAUUUGAACGCAGUGAGCGUCAUGACCAGGUGUACUUGCGGAAGCUGGCAGAUGACGAGCGCCCCCUUCAGCUGCGGCUGUGUGCGGGACCCAGUGAAAAGGUCCUCAGCUUGGUGCUGAAGGAAAAUGAGACAGGGGAGGUCAACUGGGAUGCCUUCUCCAUGCCGGAGUUGCACAAUUUCUUGCGUAUCUUAAAGCGUGAGGAGGAAGAGCAUGUCAAGCAGAUCGUGCAGCGCUAUGCCCAUGCACGAGACAAGAUGCUAGAGGCGCUGACCAGCAGCACUCCAGGCUGAGAUCGGGGUUCUGUGGCAUGUAGUUCUGACCAGUAGCCUUAUAGGGCUACUUGUCGCCCAGUGAAAUCAAAGAUCUGCCUGAAAGUGUUUGAGGACAAGAUGCAAAGCUAUCGUGCUGGUGGUCCUCUGAGAGCGAGCGAGAGUGAGAAAGUGCAGCGCAAACCUUGAAGUGCCUUCGACCUGGAGAGAGUGAGUUAUGCUUGUGUGGAAAAACGAGCGAGAGAGAGCGCGCAAGAAUUCACAGAACAGCCAUGUCCAGUUGUGCAAGCCUUGCUAGACUUACUCACAAAUGUAUUCACACUUCCAGCUGUACACAUGGUGCUGAAGGCACCUGUGUCUGCACAGAGGGGACACAAGUGUUGUAAGUUAUGAAGGGUUGUUGCUGCUGUUGAUAUGUCGGCUGUUCUUGUCAUCCCCCUAUUCUUCCACUUCCCCUAUGAGUCAUUGAGUGGAAAUUAAACUUGUUUUGAAUGGUGAGGAAAGUCUGAUUGAAUCCUGCUGAUGGUGAUUGACAGAAUGAUUGUGAACUUUUAAACCAGUGUGCCCAGCCGGCAUUUCAAUGAUUAUUCAAAAAUUAAUCAACGUCAUGGAUCAAGGUUCAGUCACUGUUAAAUUUUGUUUUGAAAAUUGCCUCAGCGUUGAUAUUAUGAUAAUAAAAUGCUAAUAAAAUAAUGUUGAUCAUAAUUUAAAAGGCAGAAUGUUUUUGCAUGUUGAUUCAACGUACAGGUCUUAUUAAAAUUUGUGUUCCUUUGUAAAACCAUUAGCAUUAAACAUAUCAACGUUGAAGAUUGAUCGCAUUCUGGCUGGGUGGCCUGGAACAACUGGGGUAAUCGGAAAUUAGGUUUUUAUAUACACCCUGGACAUUACCAGACUGAUAACUAGUGCUCUUUACUGCCAUGUGGGGGAAGAAGGCUGUUUUGCCCUUUUUAAAAUGAAAGGGUGGAACAGUUAAGCAUGGUAGAUUUAAUACUUUAUGUACUUCAUAUUAUGUGUAUUUUUGUUGUCUUUAGUCAACUAAGAGCAUUUGUGUUUUUCUGCCCUCAAUAAAUAUGACAGUGCCUUUUCUGUUUACCAUCUUGUAUUCAGCCAUGUAUUUGCAGCUGUUCCUUGAAGGUUCUUCUAAAAACAGUGUCAAAUUUGACAAUGCAAAAUAAAUGAUUCCCUCACAGAA
Paramormyrops kingsleyae is the source of this 4704-nucleotide messenger RNA. RefSeq names its product ras association domain-containing protein 1. The record is from RefSeq and is a predicted model, not a curated record. Gene Ontology annotation, biological process: Ras protein signal transduction. NCBI's taxonomy places the organism in Eukaryota, Metazoa, Chordata, Actinopteri, Osteoglossiformes, Mormyridae. Gene Ontology annotation, cellular component: nucleus; microtubule cytoskeleton.